AUGCAGCGAUCAGCAGCCAGUGUAGCAGCCAGGGGCGGCGCCUGCCGGCAGCUGGCGCGCCCUCCAGGCGGCAGCGGCGGCAGGCGGCAGCGAGCAGCGCGGCGCCCGCCCCAGGCCGGCCUGUUUGACGAUUUGCUGAACUUCGAGUCCUGGGCGCCGCGCAGCUCGCAAGCCUGGAGGCUGGGCAACAACCCGAACCGAAGGGAAGAGAAGGGCGGGGAAGGGAAGAUCCAGGAGGAGGAUGUGGAUGUGCUCAACCAGCGGCUGGCCGAGGCGCGCCAGGGUGGAGCGGCAGCGCCCGCAGACGCAGCGCCCGCCGCAGCCGCAGAGGAUGCGGAGGCGGCGCAGCCCAGCUUCCUGCAGUCCACAGACGAGCAGGUGGCCAGCGCGCUGGCGGGGCGGAUCGCCGAGGUGGCGUCCGGCGGCGGCGGCGGCGGCGGCGAGGGCGGCGCGCUGACGGGGCCGCUGCUGCGGGACCUGGUGUAUGGCAAGUGGGGCAAGGCCUACGACCUCUCCUUUGUGCGCCGCGACCUGCCGCUGGGGAAGACGCUCAUCUGCCUGAACGUGAUGUGGACCCACCUGGAGCAGCGCUCCUUCCCCAUGAGCGAGGAGGAGUAUGACGAGAAGCUGGAGCUCAUGGCCCUCUACCUCAAUUCGUGGGGCCAGGCGGAGCGUGUGGAAUCCUUCCUGCGGCAGCCGGCCCGCCCGCGCAAGGGCAUGCCGUCCAAGCCCAUCGUCGGCAUCGCCAUUUCGAUACAGGCGAGCUGGGGACUGGCCCUGGAGGAUGCUGUGGUGGAUGAGUUCUUCUCUCAGGGCGGCGCGUGA
This is a messenger RNA of Chlorella variabilis, 825 nucleotides long. RefSeq lists its product as hypothetical. Lineage: Eukaryota; Viridiplantae; Chlorophyta; Trebouxiophyceae; Chlorellales; Chlorellaceae. The transcript has 3 exons. The record is from RefSeq and is a predicted model, not a curated record. The coding region runs from base 1 to 825 and encodes 274 amino acids.